Lindgomyces ingoldianus is the source of this 3610-nucleotide messenger RNA. Its product is annotated as ARM repeat-containing protein. The transcript is spliced from 4 exons. The record is from RefSeq and is a predicted model, not a curated record. NCBI's taxonomy places the organism in Eukaryota, Fungi, Ascomycota, Dothideomycetes, Pleosporales, Lindgomycetaceae. Gene Ontology annotation, biological process: protein phosphorylation. Gene Ontology annotation, molecular function: protein kinase activity; ATP binding. Bases 277 to 3213 code for a protein of 978 amino acids.
GAGCGCUGCAUGGAUCUUCCGAUACGUUGAGGCCCUGAGAGCUCGAGAGCUGUGCGCGCUUCUCCACCCGUCAAUUAGCGUUUUAAGACGCUGGCUGAAUUUCCUCUGCCUGGCUCGCCCUGAGUGUUGAGUGUUGAGCGGGUCUUCAGCUCGCUACCCAGGCCAACUCCCUGACCUCGACCCCCCUUCCACGAAAUCCUCCCUGGGCGAUCCUGCAUUUAUGACGCCUCGAGCCGACUUCCAUAGUAUCGCCGUCCGGGCGGCUCCACUAUCACCAUGUUUUCUUCGGCGCUGAAGUCGUUCACCUCAAACAUCUCUUCUAACUACUCGCUCAGUCCGCACCCCACGUCUUAUUCCGGACCAUGGAAAAUAUACGAUGCAAAGAAAAAGUCCACAGGGAAGGCAGCAUCCGUGUUUGUCUUCGAGAAGAAGUCCUUGGAGCCCCAGGGUGGGGCAAGCCUCGGAGGCCGGGCCAACGCCUCUGCGCUCAAGCGGGCCCAUGAGGAAGUCGUGGAAAGGUUAAAGAAAGAGGCUAGCUCCCUUGCCCGAUUACGGCAUCCUAGUAUCUUGGAAUUGGCAGAACCCGUGGAAGAAACUCGAGGGGGAGGUUUAAUGUUCGCCACAGAGCCCGUCACGGCGUCGCUGGCUGGCUUGCUUCAAGAGAAGGAUGAGCAAGAGAAGGCCGGGGGAGUGGGCGGCCGCCGCAGCCGCUACGUGGUAGAAGAGUCUGACGGGCAGAAGCGAAGGAGAGAGCUGGAAAUCGAUGAGCUUGAGAUACAGAAGGGGCUGUUGCAGAUUGCUAAGGGCCUCGAAUUUCUCCAUGAGAGUGCUGGGUUGGUGCACGCCAACAUGACGCCCGAGGCUAUCUUCGUCAAUGCCAAAUCAGAUUGGAAGAUAUCUGGCCUAGGAUUCUCAAGUCCGCCAGAGAACUCGACCAAGCCGACAUCCGCUACUCCUAUUGCACUCUCCGAGGUCCUGCACUAUGAUCCACGGCUACCGCGCCAUGUUCAGCUAAACCUCGACUAUUCGUCUCCAGACUUUGUCGUAGAUGGUAACGUCACCCCCGCUGCAGACAUGUUCUCGUUAGGCUUGUUGAUCAUUGCUCUCUACAACUCACCACAUCGAAGUCCGCUGGAGUUUAAUGGGAGCCAGUCAUCUUACAAACGGGCUUUCUCAUCUUCAUCUUCAGUCCCCACCAAGAGUAACAACUUCAUGUCCUCACAGCCCCUACCAAAGGAUGUGACGAAUGGCGUCUUAGAUCGGCUGAUCACGAGGCGGCCUGCCCAACGGUUGGAUGCUCGUGAGUUUCAGCAGGCUCAGUAUUUCGACAACAUUCUGGUCUCUACCAUUCGCUUCUUGGACUCUUUGCCUGCGAAGACACCAAACGAGAAAUCGCAGUUCAUGCGGGGCCUUCCAAGAAUAUUGUCUCAGUUCCCAAAGUCAGUCUUGGAGAAGAAAGUUUUGCCAGCACUCUUAGAGGAGAUGAAGGAUCGCGAACUUCUUGCCUUAGUCUUACAGAAUGUCUUCAAGAUCAUUACAACUCUAACCUCAGGAAAGCGUGCGUUUACAGAGAAAGUGAUCCCUCGCCUGCGAGAGAUAUUCCUAUCAGGGCCUCCAACUAGCAAAGGCGCUGCCGCACCAGAAAGAGACAGCUUGAAGGAGGCAGGAUUAAUGAUUCUGCUCGAGAAUAUGGCUAUCGCGGUUGAGAAUUCCUCAGGGAAAGAGUUCAAAGACAACAUCCUUCCUAUUCUCCAGCACGCUCUCGAAUCCCCAACACACUCCGUGGUGGAUGCCGCCCUCCGUACUCUCCCGUUUGUUCUUCCUAUCAUUGACUUCUCCACGAUCAAAAACGAGCUAUUUCCCGUGAUAGCCACCGUCUUUGCCAAAACCAGCAGUAUGGGCAUCAAGAUUCGAGGUCUUGAGGCUCUUAAGACUCUCUGUGGUGGUGGGCCCGAAGAGCAAGAGAUACAGGGCGAUGGUCUUACUGGAGUUGUGGAGACUCCAAAACCUAGCUCCAACGUUUCGAUACUGGAUAAGUAUACGAUACAAGAGAAGGUGGUACCGCUAUUGAAAGGCAUUAAGACAAAGGAGCCCGCAGUUAUGAUGGCUGCUCUUGACGUCUUCAAAGCUAUUGGCUCGCAAGUCGAUGCGGAUUUCCUUGCAAUGGACAUUCUUCCGAUCCUUUGGCAAUUUAGUCUUGGUCCUCUCCUCAACCUCCCGCAGUUUCAGGCAUACAUGGCACUCAUUAAGUCAUUAUCCUCCCGUGUCGAAAACGAGCAAACGCGCAAACUUCAGGAAUUAGGUGCAAGCAAUGCCACCGUUUCCACAUCUCGGAAUGAGUUCAUGAGUUUCGGGGGAGUUGGUGGGACAAAUGGUACCGAUGCGACCAACGGUGAUGGAGAGGCCGGCUUCGAGGCUCUUGUCCGCGGAGGCAAUGCGAAUACAUCUUCAGGCACAGAUAUGUUGGGGGGAGAUUCAUGGGCAAAUGCACCAGCCUCCGCUUCGCCAUCGUCCGUCCUACCCUCCCGACCAUCAGCACAUCGUGGAAGGUCAUCGAACAAUGCUUCGCCCGCGGCGACAUUUUCGUGGUCCACACCACCGCCCCCUAUGUCUCCUCCUACAAACCUCUCAGCACCACAGGGGGGGGCAAGCAGAACGAUUACGCCUGACAAUACUCUCAGCUCGUUGAACUCCUCUUUUCCUGCUCUUACUCCCCUUAACCCUAGCAUUAGCAACAUCGGCUCUUUCUCUCCACCGCAACAAGCUAGACCGAGCAUGGGCAUGAGCAUGAACAGUAUGAGCAGCAUCAAUACAAAUCUCUCUACACCAACGUACACAACACAAAGUUCUAGCUUAGAUUGGAGUAAAGCCACUGCACCUGCGUUUAACCCUUGGGGAAACACAGGCACGAACUCUAGUACGACUGGGUUAUCGAACUUCUCCAUUGCACCACCGCCUUCACAGCCUCAACAACAGAGUAACGUAUAUUCGGGUUUCAGCAUCGCACCUCCACCGGCAACAGGGUCUAAUACGUUUAGCAUCGCCCCGCCACCGAGAACAGGGGCACAGACAGGUGAUAUGAGUACGCUAGGCGGAUCAGGGAUAGCUAUGUCCACGAGAAUGGCACAGAAUCAGAACCAGCAGAGACCAGUACAAUUGCAGCAAACGCAACAGACGCAAAAUUGGGGAGGUGGGAGUGACUCCUUAAUCUAGUUUCUUCUUCUACUUUCUCAGUGUUUAUUCAUGGUUUCACGGUGUUGUUCAGCGACUACUGGCAUAGAAUCUUUGGCAGGCGGAAACUUGGAGUUUCUCGAAUAUUUUCAAAGGCACUUUGCAGGACACACACUUUUCAGGUCGGGCGUGGGUAGAAGGUGUAUGAUAGCCAAUUUCAGCUCGUGACGAUUCGACGUUGGGGUUCAGCUUUCAGUCCAAGUCAUGGUUUUUUCCUCUGCCCUUCUUGACUAAGGCGUUCCCGGUCUCCAGUAUGUUGCUCGCGUGCUCAAUCAUAUCUUUUUGUUAUCUACGGAUCCGUACUAGGCACCCUACGAUCAAGGAUUCUGUAAGGGGAUUGUGAUGCCGGGGCAGGUUUGGGGGUACAUGUAAACACUUU